AUGGACAAGGAUACUUAUAUUACUAGACUAAGGAGCAAAAUCCUUCAAACCACCACCCCGAAACAAUCGCAAAGCCGCUUUGCAGUUCCGGAGAGCCUCCCAAGCGGUGUCGUGCCAUAUCUCGAGGAGGAGCCCACGGUCAAAGAAUGGCUCUGCAGCUUCAGGCUCACUCGGCAAAGCAUCAUCAACUUCCUUUGCAGCCUCUUCCCUUGCACGUCAUGGCUUAGGCGGUACAACGUCCAUUGGUUGCUAGGGGAUGCUAUAGCCGGUCUUACUGUUGGCUUUGUCGUAAUUCCUCAAGCCAUGGCAUACGCUCUCCUUGCGGGUCUUAGCCCCGAAUAUGGACUGUACACUUCCUUCAUGGGAGCCGCCUUGUAUUGGAUUUUUGGAACGUCCAAAGAUGUCGUUAUCGGGACUACAGCUGUUGGCUCGCUUCUAGUGGGCGAGGUCAUUACCACGAUUCAAACCGAAAGGCCAGGCGAGUACACCGCUGAAGACAUUGCGAAGGCCCUCUCGCUUCUCUCCGGCUUCGUCCUUAUUUUCCUAGGAUUAUGCCGGCUGGGUUGGCUUAUCGAGCUGAUCCCAUACAUACCCGUUUCGGCAUUCGUAACAUCCGCAAGCUUUACCAUUAUCGGUACGCAAUUGCCAGUUGCACUAGGUAUAACUGGUAUCAAGACGCGUGAAGCACCGUACAAAGUGUACAUUGGCAUCUUGAAAGGACUUGGGCGGACGCAACUAGACGCCAGUAUCGGCCUGACCUCUAUCGUUCUUCUGUAUGUCUUGAAGAAUCUUUUCACGCAUCUCGAAACGAGGCAGCCGAAAAGGAAAAGGUUAUGGGCUACUCUAAGCUCAUUGAGAAUGACCUUUACUAUUCUUUUGUUUACCCUAGUCAGCUGGCUCGUACAUCGAAAACGACCACGCGACGAUCACGCAUUUCGAAUUGUCGGUCAUAUCGAUUCAGGCUUUACACAUGCCGGUGUGCCUAAGGUCUCGAGCGAGCUUUUUGGGCUUGUUGCCCCUUCUCUUCCGUCAAUCAUUAUCAUCCUCAUUGUGGAACAUGUUGCGAUUGCGAAAGCUUUCAGCAGACAGUUCGGGUAUGAAGUCAACCCAUCCCAGGAGAUACUCGCCCAGGGAUCAUCAAACGCGUUGGGAACAUUUGUUGGCGGAUACGCCUGUACAGGAUCUUUCGGUGCAUCUGCAGUGCUUGCGAAGUCUGGUGUGAAAACACCUCUUGCAACCUUCUUCAGUGCUGUUAUCCUGCUUUUAGCUCUGUACGCGCUGACAUCCGUCUUUUAUCACAUUCCCAUGGCUGCGCUUGCGGGCUUGAUCAUACACGCAGUUGCCAACUUGAUGACGCCACCGAGCGCGCUGUAUCGGUAUUGGAGGCUCUCACCAUUUGAGUUACUGAUUUGGGUAGUGGGAGUUGUUGUGGCGAUGUUCGUGAGCCUUGAGACGUCGAUAUAUACGACUGUGGCGCUCUCUUUUGCCCUUUUGCUCGUACGAAUGGCAAGAUCGGAAGGUAGUUUUCUCGGAGAGACAUUGGUCUACCGGCUCGCGCUGCCAUCGAAAAACUCGGAGUCUGGAGCGGAAGAUCAGGGAAGCAACACAGAGACGCGUGCUGGAAUGCAGACAACAGGGAAAAUGGUGUACCUGCCAUUGAAUCCUGGAAACUCAACCCCUAGGAUCCAGAUCUCAAAACCAUACCCUGGCAUCUUCGUCUACAGGUUCAACGAAGCCUACAACUACGUCAACAAAGCUCGACACAUGGAUCGCCUAACAUCCUAUGUCACAGCAAACACCAGACGGACGAGUUCGCAGGAUAGGAUUCCUCUCAAGGAUCGUCUCUGGUCGGAUCCUCCUACGCCUGCAUCACACAGUACGGCAGGCAACCCUAUCUUGCGCGCCAUUGUCCUGGACUGCUCGACAAUCAACAACCUGGACAUCGCUAGCAUACAAGGUUUCCAAGAUGCGCGGAGAGUCAUGGAAAAACAUGCAGCGCCUGCAUUAGUGGAGUGGCACUUCGCUGGACUCCACAAUCGAUGGGCAAGGCGAGCGCUCGCCCAGGCGGGUUUCGGGUAUCCUGCCCAAGAAGAAGCAAACUCGAAUACGAACUGGUGUCCUACAUACGCAGUGGCGUGCUCCUCGAUGAUAGCGGCUGAGCAGAGAUCGGAGACUGUCGCAUACGGAAGCCACAAGGAUGGAAAACCUGAUGAAGAGGUGGGCAAGGUGACAGACUUGCCCGUGGUCGAAGAGACAGCUGUGGAGCCGGUUUAUGGACUCGAUAGGCCGUUCUAUCACGUUGAUGUUCCAGAUGCAGUGGACGCCGCUGUUCGAAAUGCAAAGAAAAGAGAUGGCGUGGUGGACCUUUCUCCAUGCGAUUCAUUGGGCUAA
Messenger RNA from Alternaria arborescens, 2391 nucleotides. RefSeq names its product Sulfate permease 2. The transcript has 5 exons. Gene Ontology annotation, biological process: transmembrane transport. The record is from RefSeq and is a predicted model, not a curated record. Gene Ontology annotation, molecular function: secondary active sulfate transmembrane transporter activity. Bases 1 to 2391 code for a protein of 796 amino acids. NCBI's taxonomy places the organism in Eukaryota, Fungi, Ascomycota, Dothideomycetes, Pleosporales, Pleosporaceae. Gene Ontology annotation, cellular component: membrane.